Molecule: messenger RNA, 1104 nt
Organism: Trametes versicolor FP-101664 SS1
Lineage: Eukaryota; Fungi; Basidiomycota; Agaricomycetes; Polyporales; Polyporaceae
Product: DUF396-domain-containing protein
Exons: 5
Coding region: 109-1104 (331 amino acids)
Biological process (GO): endoplasmic reticulum to Golgi vesicle-mediated transport
Cellular component (GO): COPII-coated ER to Golgi transport vesicle; Golgi membrane; endoplasmic reticulum membrane
Molecular function (GO): COPII receptor activity
Source: RefSeq, a predicted model, not a curated record
GUCUUUAGUACUCACUGGGUCGCUGGUUCUUCUCCGGUUUUGUCUGUUAUCCGUAUCACAAACACCUCGGGGCACAUCUCGUCGAAUUGCUAGACCACUUCGUCUUCUAUGACGUUAUUACACAUCCUGAGUUAUGCUGGCGGAGCCGCAGCUUUCGUAUUUGUUACCCUGUCUCUAGCAAGCGGUCUUCUUUGGAUUUCGGAGUUGAUUGAAGAGCACUCACGAUCAUCAAAAGCAGUAGGCCAGCGGUGCAUAUAUGCCAUCAUACUACUCCACGUACUACUGUACUUCUACGACGCCCUUCCUCUCAAGCACAUCCUCUUCUCAAUAUUCUGCCACGUCGUCUACCUCCAGAACUUCACGUCUAGUUGGCCAUUCAUUUCGCUCUCAUCUGCAAGUUUCAUCGGUUCCUGUGUACUGGUAGUGCUCGACCACUUCAUGUGGUUCUUCUACUUCGCACGGAUAACCCAGGAGGCGCGUCAUAGAGCACACCGUUCCUACCGAGGGCCAGCUAUGGCACAUCCGGUGCCCAAUUUUGGCGAGAUUGCGACGUUCUUCGGAAUAUGCGUCUGGCUUGCUCCACUCUUCCUCUUCCUCAGUUUGAGCGCAAACGACAACGCGCUGCCCUUGAAUGCUACCGGACCUGGCGCGGUACCGCUCUCGCCAACAUCUGCUGCACGGCCCGCCCUAGGAAGAACUCGCACCUCUCUCUUCAAGGCACUCUACGACGCUCUCCCCAUCGACUCACUCCCGCGCCUCCGCCGCGCCCGCCGCCACGACACCUCAGAGGGCAUUAUUGCUCCACGUUCACCGCGCACUGCGCCUCCCUCUCCUGGCCUUGGUCCAGUUCCUGCGAUGAACGGUCUUCCCUCGCCCAUGCUCUCUCCCCGCCGAGUGUCCAGUGACGGCUACAGACCCGCCUCGCCAUCACAAUACGCGUAUGGCGACUCCGCCGAUCCCGCUAAUUUCUCCCUCAGCACCCCACCGCGGAGAUCUGUCGGCGAAGAGCCCCCGAGGGCCAUGCAUGGGGCAGGGGCACGGCGGUUGGAGAUGAGGCGGGUUGCGAGCGCGCAAAGUAGCAGGGAAACACGACGGGAUCUCUAG